Panicum virgatum (switchgrass) is the source of this 396-nucleotide messenger RNA. RefSeq names its product forkhead box protein D1-like. The record is from RefSeq and is a predicted model, not a curated record. Bases 1 to 396 code for a protein of 131 amino acids. The transcript has a single exon. NCBI's taxonomy places the organism in Eukaryota, Viridiplantae, Streptophyta, Magnoliopsida, Poales, Poaceae.
AUGGCCGCACCAUUCGCGCCCGAGGCGUGGGCGGCGGCGGCGGCGACGACGGCUCUGGGGCCCCACGCGGCGGAUCCAGGCGGCCCCGAAGCAGAGGAGAUCCACACUGGCGGCGCUGGCUGCCGACCGGCCAGGGAGGUGGCGGCGGCAGGGGCGCCAUGGAGGCCGCCCGCAGCAGCAGCAAAGGCCGGCGGCGCUGGCUGCGCUGGCUGCCGGCCAGCCAGGGAGUUGGCGGCGGCAGGGGCACCAAGGGGGCCGCCCGCAGCAGCGGCAAAGGCGGCUGCAGGGUGGCUCCACGCGCACGGCGCAGGAGCAGAGGAGGGAAGGGGAGGAAAGUGGAUGAGGGAAGGGGGCGCCGGUGGCCAGCCAGCCAUGGCGGCGGCGGCGGCUAGAUGA